AUGUAAAAACCAUAAUACAUCUAUAAUCAUCAAAGUUAACCUUUGAAUAUUCUCUCUAUUGGCACAGCAACUUGCAGAUUCAAAUCCAUUCUUUAUCUAAACAAUAACAUAAUUUUACCAAUUGCCACAUCAAUUGCUAUUUAUGAUGAUAUGUAAAUAUUAUAGUCUAAUUCAUAGAACCUUUAAUAAAAUUACAUAAUUUUAAACAAAUCAAAGUACAAUCUAUAGUUUAAUUCAUAAUGAUAAUUUCAUAUAUUCAAUUGGACAUGAUGGAGAUAUUUGUUAAUUGGAUAUCAAGACUUAUAAAAAAGUUAAUUAUAUAAAUCAGUAAUAUAUAAAUCAAUAUAUAUCUUAGUUAAAUCGGAUCAUAAUGUAGAUGGUCAUCUAUUGAAGGAAAUGUUUUAUUGAUAAGUGCUGAACACUCAAAAAAUAAAGGAAUUAUACAAGUCUUAAAUGCAACUACACUUGAAUAGAUAUAAUUUUUUGAUGGCUGCUAUUUUUAUGGUUGUGUCUAGAAUUAAAUGUUUUAUUUAUUAAAAUCCAAAAGACAUGGCAAAUUAAGUAAAGAUGAUAAAGGUAGAUUAAAUUACAAGGAUUUAAAAAAAUAUAAGAAUAACAAACAAUAUCUAUUUUCACUUGAAGUACACAAUCAAUAGGGGUUAGAAAAGGUGUUACCAUUUGAAACUGAACCAGGAGAUAUUUUAGUGAUUGCUUAAAGUCCAAAAUAUAUUGCAUAUUUUUAUUAUGACAGAAGAAUACUAAUAUAUGACAUUGAAAAACAUUCAAUUAAUAUUCAUAAAGUAGAAGGAAAUGGAGUUAUAUAAGCAGCAUGUUUUUAAAAUGAUUAUGAAUUAGUAUUUUAGAAUAAGAAUAAAGAAAUUACAAUCUUUAAUUUAUAAACAUUGGAAAAGGUUGUAUAAUAAUAUAAGCAAGGAUUAAAUACUUUAGUAUAGGCUAUUUAUAAAAAGUAAGAUGUAUUAGUAACUGCAUCUGAAGAAAAUGUAACAAUAUAUAAAGCAGUUCAUGUAUUACAUAAAGAAUUUGGAGGAUUGACAAAAUGUGGUAUAGAUUUCUAUUAAAAUGAUUAUGUUGUAAGUGGAGAUUUCUUGGGAAAUAUAACAAUUAAUUCUUUGGAUACAGGAAAAUCAAUUGGAGAAUAUUUUAUAGGAUCAUCAAUUCGUUCAAUUGCUUGUAAGGAUGAUAUUAUUUAUAUUGGAACAAUGGAAGGAUAAUUGUAUAAGUAUGAAAAUGAGUAAUGUUAACAAUUUGAUUAAAUUGAAGGUUCAAUUACUUGUAUAAGAGUUAAAAAUGAUGAUUUACUUAUUUCAACUACACAUGGUUUAGUGAGAUUGUAUAAAAAUGAGAAAUAAUUAUUCACAUUUUUAGCACAUCCUCCAAAAGAGAAAUCAGAAUUAUUUGGAUCUCUUAAUAUACAUGCAGAUAUUUGGACUUGUAUAUUUAAUCCUGAAUAAGAUAUUUUUGCUACUGGUUCUGAAGAUUAAUGUGUAAAAGUCUUUGAUUAUAAUUAAAAAUAAAUUGUUGAAUUGACUGGACAUAAAUUAGCAGUAACAUGUUUAGAUUGGAAACACUCAUAAAAUAAAUUAAUAUUAUAUUCUUGUAGUGAUGAUAGAACAAUAAGAUUAUAUGAUUAAUAAUAUAGUCUCAUUAAAGUUAUCAAUACCUUUUUUAUUAAUGAAUGGUUUACAUUAACAUAUAUGAGUGUAUAUUAAAAUCUAAUUGCAAUUGGAUGUCAAAAUGGAUUUUUUUUCUUAUAUGAUUAAGAGAAGGGAGAUUUCAUUGUUGCAUAAAAGACACAUAUGGGUGGAAUAGAAGGAUUAGUUAUGAAUUCUAAAUAUAUUGCAACCUGUUCAAGUGAUGAUUGCGUAAAUGUGAUUAAAAUUAAUUGA
Molecule: messenger RNA, 1907 nt
Organism: Paramecium pentaurelia
Lineage: Eukaryota; Ciliophora; Oligohymenophorea; Peniculida; Parameciidae
Source: the annotation of a GenBank genome assembly